Molecule: messenger RNA, 651 nt
Organism: Spodoptera littoralis (African cotton leafworm)
Lineage: Eukaryota; Metazoa; Arthropoda; Insecta; Lepidoptera; Noctuidae
Source: the annotation of a GenBank genome assembly
AUGAUAACAUCAUCAAGUUUAUUAGUACUAAGUGCUGUGGUUCAGGUACUAUUCGCUCAACAGCCUGUCUUCGAGUCAGGUCCUCCAGAGCCAUGGGGCCCUCCUCAAAGACCCGCACAUCGACGCCAAUUUUUACCGAGAAUACCAAAAAGAUGUUGGGUCCCUCCACAACGGAUAAAUGUAUACAAUUGCUGCCCCAUUCCUACACUGUAUCCAGAUGAAGAUAUGCAGAGCUGUGGUUUCGAAAAAACACCCGGAAAUACCGACCAACCGCAAAAACCUGUCUUUCGUCCAGAGGGUACAUGCAAAGAAGGAUAUUGCGUAAUGGGAAAGUUCGAUCUACUAUUUGCAAAUAAUAGCGUGGAUUUCGUGAAGUUCAGGGAAUAUUUAGACAACUGGGCGGAAUCAUACCCGGAGUUUGCUAACGCAAUACGUAUUGCUAAGCAAGAAUGUGCUCAAGACGGUGGGCCUGAAGUCCCUCCAAUCUGUGAACCGGAUAAAUUAUUCUUGUGCCUGACAUCAACAAUAUUUUGGAAUUGCAAACUUCGUGAUGGAGACGGUUGCGCGGCAUUGCAAGAACACAUGAAUGAAUGCAAACAGUACUAUACACGCAAAAUGGAACCAACAAUGAAAGAUAUUGAAGUUCGUUAA